Messenger RNA from Colletes gigas, 1263 nucleotides. RefSeq names its product palmitoyltransferase ZDHHC23-B (gene GABPI). Gene Ontology annotation, molecular function: protein-cysteine S-palmitoyltransferase activity. The transcript has 4 exons. Gene Ontology annotation, cellular component: endoplasmic reticulum; Golgi apparatus. NCBI's taxonomy places the organism in Eukaryota, Metazoa, Arthropoda, Insecta, Hymenoptera, Colletidae. The coding region runs from base 98 to 1000 and encodes 300 amino acids. Gene Ontology annotation, biological process: peptidyl-L-cysteine S-palmitoylation; protein targeting to membrane. The record is from RefSeq and is a predicted model, not a curated record.
AGAAAGAGAGAACGGUAAUCCGGGAUUCGUGGGCACCAGUACGACAUCGUCGUACCGUCACCGCCAUUACGGAUCCAGACGCGCACCACCGGAACGGAUGACUGUUUGGGAGAGACUGCGAAAUCCUUGCGGUUGGAGGGCCGGUGCUAAACAAAUUUCAGUCGAUGCGAUGAUACCAAUUUUUGCGGUUCCAACGUUAGCGGUGAUAGCUGCACAAACGAUGCUCUGUACUGUAAUUAUAUUCGUCGCAACACCGUUAUUGGUCUACUACUUGCAUCACAAUUUCUUGAGGUUUUUACUACGAACUAAAUUUUUUCUAAUGUGGACGAUUACAAGCGUCGUCAUGUUGAUGCUGAUAUUUGAAACGAGUGUCGUACCCUUAUUAGAGAUCUUGCCAGAAGAGAAUCUAAUGUUUAUAAUUUGUGUCGUGGGAGGUAUAUCGUGUGGCUACAAGAGUAGACUAAACGCAGAUUCCACCACUCAGGAAGGUGCCUUGACCACCCAAGGUUUAGAACUUGGCGAAGGAAGCGGAGAGCUUUGCAUUACAUGCAGAAGAAGGGCACCACCAAAAGCUCAUCACUGUCGCAUGUGUCAAACGUGUAUUUUGAAUAGAGAAUAUCAUUGUAAAUGGUUGGAUUGUUGCAUAGGUUCCAGCAAUUUAAAAUGGUAUCUAGGAUGUUUGUAUUUCUCAGCCAUAGCUUUUAUCUAUGGUUCCAAUUUAACCAUGACUAGUGUCUGCCAUCCGUUUAUACUUAUUGGCACUGUCCUUUUACCGGAUGAUUGCAGCGACGUAUAUCAUCAAUUAGAUAUUGCUCUCUGCUUCAUCUCGGCACUCUACAGCUUGCUCGUUGGUCUGGUGGUACUUUUCUAUUUAGUAUAUCAUCUUUGGUUAAUUUAUCUUGGUACAACAUCGAACGAGCGACGUCUUCUUGAAGCUGGAAGUCAAUAUGAUCAUGGUACAUUGAAAAUUGUAUCACGAUUAUUUUGCUGUAAAACUUAGAUACUAAAUGUAGACUAGAAUAUUAAAUUUACUUUGUACGGAAAAUAUGUGGCAAAAACAUCAGGCAUAGCAGUACGUGAAUCGCAAUGUACGCUUUAAUAUUAGUUCGAGCACACCUUUCACUAUUAAUAUACUUUUAACACUCGUUAUUGUUUCCUUCUUUUACAAUAACAAGAUACUUAAUACUAUUAAGCUAUUGCUCGUGGUAUUGAACUUAUUAAUAACAUAUCGAGACAUAAAAGUACUGAUCUCCAUUAAAAAUA